AUGCGCGGACCUCAUCGAGUAGACUGGUUGAAGGUUCUGAGGACAGUAGAUGUCGUUAUUAGCACACCAUCGAUACUCGUGUCUCAUGAUCCAGCGGAUUAUCCGAACAUCCGAGUGGUCGCUACUGCUGGAGAGUCAUGCCCAGUAGCACUUGCUGAUAGGUGGGGACAGAAUGCUACGUUUUACAAUUGUUGUGGUCCUACAGAGGUAACUAUUGUCAACACCAUGCAUCACCACUCUCUCGGGACACCAUUGACGAUUGGGAAGCCAACGCCAAAUAACACGAUCUAUGUCCUUGACGAUAACCUGCAACCUACGCCGCGCGGAAUGCCGGGCGUUAUGUGGGCUGGAGGGCCCUGUGUUUGUCUAGGGUAUGUCAAUCGUCCAGAACUCAACAGGAACAAGUUUGCACGAGAUCCCUUCUCUCCCGAAGGAGGAAUGAUGUUUAAUACGGGGGACAUCGGUCGAUUAAGAGAUGACGGAGAGCUAGAUUACCUUGGUCGGAUUGAUGAUCAAGUAAAGAUACAGGGCUUCCGUGUCGAGCUAGAUGGAGUGUCGGCAUCGAUAAGCGCCUGUCCUGGUGUUGUCCAAGCAUGCGCUAUGCUGAUUCAAGAUGAGUUGUGGGCGUUCUACACGCCUAUAGAGGUGCCCGCGGACGCUGUUCAGGAUGUAGUGGCACAACUGCAGCCGAAAUACUCUGUGCCGAAGAGAUACAGAGCGCUGGCUGCAUUACCAUUAACCAGGUGA
Messenger RNA from Fibroporia radiculosa, 747 nucleotides. RefSeq lists its product as uncharacterized. Bases 1 to 747 code for a protein of 248 amino acids. Gene Ontology annotation, biological process: secondary metabolite biosynthetic process; amino acid activation for nonribosomal peptide biosynthetic process. Gene Ontology annotation, molecular function: phosphopantetheine binding. The record is from RefSeq and is a predicted model, not a curated record. Gene Ontology annotation, cellular component: cytoplasm. The transcript is spliced from 4 exons. NCBI's taxonomy places the organism in Eukaryota, Fungi, Basidiomycota, Agaricomycetes, Polyporales, Fibroporiaceae.